GGAAGAAGCGAACAAGCAGCGAUCCGAGCGCAUAACUUUAUAUAUAUAAGCUAUAAACAAAUACUGCUGAAGUUGCUAUGAUUGUGCGAAACAGUUUGCUAUGCGCGCUGCUGGCGCUGACGCUGACCGCGACGUCGACGCUUGCGCAUUUUCCACAGUACUGCGCCGAGUGUGAGCAGGAGAUUUGGGAGCAAGUGCCCUGCAGCGAGAUCAGCUCCACGACGCUCAGGCCGCCCAUCCCGACGACAGCGAGUCCGGGCCCCGGCACAGACAGCACCACGCCCAGCAGCACGCCCCUAAUCACCAGCACGAGCACCAGCACCGCUGCUCCACCCACCACCUAUGUGCCCACCACGCGUCCCUAUCCCAUCUAUCAUCCCACCUAUCCCAGCACCACGCCCUCCAGCUAUCAGAAAUGCUACUGCGAGUGCAAGUCCGGCUGCAAGGACUUUUGCCGCAAAGUCUCGGUGGCACAUCCCAAGCAGCAGCUGACGCAGAUUACGUCGACGGGCGAGUAUGCGCCAGGUGGUCAGCUGGAGUACACGCAUACGCAUCAGCGCAAAUAUUAUCCCAAGUAUGCGCCCGCCAAGGCCUACAAGCCAUAUCCCUUGGCCUACAGCGAAUCGGCGGCAGCUGCCUCCUCCCCAGCGGCCAACAACAUCAAUGCACCCAACUAUACGCUGGAGGAGCUGGCGCAUCUGCUGAGCUCCGCUUAUGGCGCCAAGAAGGGUUAUCCAGCCAGUGCACCCACGCAGGAAUCUGUCUACUAUGCGCCCAAGCUGCCAGUGUACAGGCCUGAGUACAAGCCCGAGUAUAAGCCCGAGUACAAGCCCGAGUAUAAGCCCGAGUGCCUGAGUAUAAGCCCGAGUAUAAGCCCGAGUAUAAGCCGGAGUAUAAGCCCGAGUAUAAGCCCGAGUAUAAGCCCGAGUAUAAGCCCGAGUAUAAGCGAGUAUAAGCCCGAGUAUAAGCCUGAGUAUAAGCCCGAGUAUAAGCCGGAGUAUAAGCCCGAGUAUAAGCCCGAGUAUAAGCCAGAGUACAAGCCGGUCAUUGCCAAGGUCGAGAGUCCUUCCAGCAUCAAACAUGCCAGCGCUAUGGUGUCCGCUUCCGGAGCAGGAGCCAUUGCCAAGGCCAAGACGCCAUACGAUGAUCUGGUGGCCACCGCUGCGCCCGCUUAUGACAGCACCACCUCGUAUCCCAUACCACCACCAGAGCCACCAAAGUCAUAUGAGCCAGAGCCUGUGCCUGUGCCUGUGCCAGAGCCACAAACCGAAGCGUAUCCCACACAAACUGAGGCCUAUGCUGACAAGUCCUAUGAGGCGCCGCCAUCCAAGCCCGCAUCUUCAUCCUCGUUUGAUCUAGCCAUUGAUAACUAUCUCAAGGACUUUGGCUAUGGCAAUCAAGUCAGAGACUACAACCAUCAGGACUACUAAGUGCCUUGUUAUCAGUUGUUGCUAGGUUUAGAGCUAGAUAUAUAUUUAGAUAUAUAU
Molecule: messenger RNA, 1487 nt
Organism: Drosophila busckii
Lineage: Eukaryota; Metazoa; Arthropoda; Insecta; Diptera; Drosophilidae
Product: adhesive plaque matrix protein
Exons: 2
Coding region: 78-1430 (450 amino acids)
Source: RefSeq, a predicted model, not a curated record